GUCCAUUUCGUCAUCAAGCGUCGAGCUUGUGCCAGUGCUGUGAGUGAGCUCCAAUGACUUUUUUAAUUAAAAGAAGCAAAAAUGGAUAAUAAUAGUAGUAUGUUACAAUUAUGCAGACUGUGUUUAGUUAAGGACGAUGUUAAUAUACCAAUUUUCGAGGAACAAGGUGAUAUUAGGCAAAUAUUUCUGAAAAUUAGUUCGUGUCUACCGGUGAAGCUAUCCCGUGACGACCGACUGCCUAAAAAAAUAUGUGAUGGAUGUUCCUAUAAGUUAGAUAUGUUGUACGAAUUUUGGAAUACGAGCGCGAAUGCGGAAAAACAGUUGUUAACAUGGCUGGGCGAAGCUGGCAUGACGUCGAAAAUGACUGACGGGACGAUUUCGGCUGUGGCACAACAAAUCAAACCCGCUGACGCGUUCGUCAAACAAGAAACAAUAGACCCGCCCGAUAUCCGACACGAAGACGACCACGAUGACAAAAACUUUGUAUAUAACGAGAAACACGAGGAGAAUGCCAGAAAUAAUGCAGACGAACCUCCUCCGAAAAGGGCGCGACGGACAGCCGCCGUUAAAGCUGCCAUUGCCAUGGACCAGGAUAGCGAUGAUGAUGAUGACUCAGGGGAACCAAUGACUAAAAUGGAAGACGAUAGUGAAGAUAGUGAUAACGAUGAUCAGGAACCAUCGUUUGCUGAUGUACCUUCGACGAGUGCUGAUGAUCAACCAGGACCAUCUGGAGUUAAUAAGGAUGGAGUUGAAGCACCAUGCUGGAAAUCGACGAAUUGUCCUCAGAGUUUAUUCGAAAAUUUACGAAAUCUGGACGUACUUUUUCACAAAGUACUGUACUGUUCGAAAUGCACUGAUUUAUACACGAUCGAUCACAAAUGCUCUCGUUCGAACAUACAAUGUGCAUUUUGCAAAAAAUCGUUAGAAAACGUAGACAUCGUCAAGCACCAGUGCUUUAGACACCUCCUUAACAAAAUCGAAUCGGACGAUGCGAGAUCCGAAAUCAAAGGAAAACUCAAAAGAAAACCUCCAAGGCAGAACCAAUCUACUAACACCAGGCGGAAAAAUCGAUGCAGAGAUUGCAACAUAAAAUUCGAAUCGAGAAACAGCUACCGCAAGCACAGGUAUCAGGAGCACAACGAAGAGAAGUACAAAAUCUGCACGUUGUGCGGCAAGAGCAUCGUCAGUUUGAGCCAGCACUUGAAGGGCGUCCACGGCAAUCCGGACAGCUUCAAAUGCUCCAAAUGCGACAAAAGCUUCUCCUGCAAGAAGCACCUGCAGCGGCACAUGCUGGUGCACAGCGACUCGUACAAUCACGUGUGCACCACCUGCGGAAAGGGAUUCAAAACCUCAUUUUCUAUGAGAGUCCACAUGAGGUCCCACGACGAAGUCAAGCCUUUCGAAUGCCCCGUUUGCUCGAAAACUUUUACCACUAAACAAUGGAGAGAUAAUCACAUGAAGACUCAUAGAUAGAAUUGAAUGGACAUUUUGUUAUCGAAU
This is a messenger RNA of Phyllotreta striolata, 1500 nucleotides long. NCBI's taxonomy places the organism in Eukaryota, Metazoa, Arthropoda, Insecta, Coleoptera, Chrysomelidae. The record is from the annotation of a GenBank genome assembly.